AAUCUUGCACAGUUACACUAAUUGAAAAGACACAUGUAAAUUGAGAGGGUUUCACAUGAAGCCUGGCCCAGGUACAGGCCCACUAGAGAUUAAAUAUUCAUGGUGGUGACUGAUGGUGGUAACCGAGCACUGGCAAGUUAUCGACGGCGAAAGCUAAGCUUAGCCAUUUUUCUGUUUUUAUUUACUUGAAUGGAGAAUUGGAGAUAAUCCUGCAAUUCUGGUAAUUUCUAAUAACGUACUUCCUUCUUCUCCAUUCUCUUUCACUUUCUAGAUUCAAACUUUGUUUCGACUCUACCAUUUCUCAAUUCCUAGCUCAGAAACACUCAGUCCUAUUCAGAGUUGAAAGGUUUGUUCAGUUUCCAAAAUAGCUUUCUCAGUUCCUCUGGUGCUUCCAGUUUAUCUACUAAUUGUGUGGGUUCUCAAGCAGAAAUCGAGCUGAGAUUUCUAGGUUUCGAGCAGAAAAAAAAAAAAACACACACGCACACAUUACCUGAGUUUUCUAGGUUUUUUCUUCUGUUCCUUACUUCUUCAUUCACUUGUUGCUAAUUUGUUUCUUUUGGAUUUCAGACAAAUCUUUUUAUUUUUAGGUUUUGUUUUCUUGUUGAUUUUAUUUUUCUUUCCAGGGUUGGAAACCCAAGUUCCCUGUCGACUGUAUCUUUAGGGGGGGGGGGUGGGGGUGUAAAGUGAUAUAUGGCUACACUCAGUUGCUUGUCUGAUGAUUUGCUGGUGAAGAUAUUAUCCUUUCUUCCUACAAAAGUUGCUGUAUCAACGAGCAUUCUCUCGAAACAAUGGAAGUUUCUUUGGAUGUGGUUGCCUAAACUUGAUUAUCUUGAUUACCGUGACAUUACUAAUUCCUGCACUUCAAAGUCUACACUUGUGAGGUAUCGGGAUUUCAUCGACAAGUACCUGCCAUUACACAGAGCUCUGGUUAUUGAAAGCUUGCGCCUCAUAUUUACUCUCAAUUCAGUUCAACCUGAGGAUAUCAAACCGUGGGCUGCAAUUGCAGUUUCUCGCUGCGUGCGUGAGCUGAGUAUUAGCUAUUACUCUUUGCAUUACAAAUCUGUUGCAUUGUUGCCGUGUAGUUUGUAUACAUGCAAAUCACUGGUGACUUUGAAACUUGAAGGCAAGAAGAUACUCGUAGAUGUUCCUCAAAUGGUUUUUCUCCCUUUGUUGAAAAAUUUGGAACUUGAAGAUGUGACAUACGCAAACGAAGAUUCUCUCAAACUGCUUGUAUCCUCUUGCCCUGUUCUGGAAGAUCUGAGUAUCGAACGAUAUGGGGAAGCAAAUGUGGGAGCAAUAGUUGUUAUUAGUUCGUCUUUGCAGCGUUUCUAUUUGAGUAUGUAUAAUACAUGGUCUUCUGAUGGGUUUUUGAUAGAUACCCCUUCUUUGAAGUAUUUCAAAGUUGUGGAUUGGGGAGAUAGUAUAUCCUGGUUGACUACGCAUAUGCCCGAGCUGGAAGAGGCAGAUAUCAAUGGACUUGAUAUUGAAGACAUUCUCAAAUCAAUCACAACUGUCAAACGUCUUUCGUUAGACACAUUCUUCAGCUUUCAAGAAGAGUCUGUGGAUAGUGUUGGUAUUGCCUUUAAUCAGCUUGAACAUCUGAAGCUACAUGUUGCCAACGAUAAUUGGUCGAUGUUGCUUGUCCCGUUGCUCAAAUAUUCUCCUAAACUGCGAGUCCUCAAUCUCCACACCGAUGUUUAUGGAACUUAUGGGGAGUAUUAUGAACAGGGCAGUAUUGACCAGAGCUCUGUUCCUAAAUGUUUGUGUGAUAGUCUUGAAACCUUUGAGUUUUCAGGGUACAUUGGAACACCAGAAGAGAGAGAUUUCUUGACUUUCAUAUUGAAAAAUGUCCGUCCCUUGAAGUCUUUGUCAAUCUCGAGUAAAUACAUCUUUGAUCAUCUCUACAAAGAAGAAAGAAAAAAACCAUUUGUUAAAGCCCAAAGGCAAGCCCAACAGCCUGAUGCUGGCAGUCUGUUUGACUGGUGUGGUCGACGACAAAGUUCUGCGAUUCCAACGACUGGCGAUGAACUAAACACCUUCUGGUUCUCCUUUUCCUCUCUUUGUCGAUUCAUCUCAGAAGAGGCAGAUAUCAGUCUAUGGCUUAAAAAUGAGAAAUCUACUGAAAUGCUUCUCAAAUCAAUCACAACUGUUAAACGUCUUUCAGUUCGCGUAAGAUUCAACAGUGAAGAAGUGAAUGUGUAUUCCGAUGGUAUUGUCUUCAGGCAGCUUGAAAAUUUGAAGCUAUAUAAAUGCAGCGAAAAUUGGUCAAACUUACUUGUCCAGCUGCUCAAAGAUUCUCCUAAUCUGCAAAUCCUUAAUCUCUUGGUCGAUGAUUUCAUUCAUUGUUAUGGGUAUUAUGAUCCGCUUAGUUCGAGAAGUAAUCAGGGCUUUGUUCCUAAAUGCCUCUUGAAUAGUCUUGAGACUUUCAAGUUUGAAGGGUACAACAGUGACGAACAAGAAGAUAGGGACUUCUUGAGUUUUUUCUUCAAACAUGCUUGUUGCUUGAAAUCUACAUCAGUCGUGCACAUGUGAUGUUAUGUUAUAGAAACUUGUUAAUGAUCCAAGAGUUGUUGUUUUGUUA
Messenger RNA from Capsella rubella, 2581 nucleotides. Its product is annotated as putative FBD-associated F-box protein At5g56700. NCBI's taxonomy places the organism in Eukaryota, Viridiplantae, Streptophyta, Magnoliopsida, Brassicales, Brassicaceae. The record is from RefSeq and is a predicted model, not a curated record. Gene Ontology annotation, molecular function: protein binding.